AUGAAACUACUUAAGCUAGAUUAUUAUAAUGGAGAAAUAUAUGAAAAGUAUAAAAUAAAUAACAUAUUAUCUCUUCUUGUGGAUAAUAAUAAAUUUCAAAAUGAAAGUGUAGAUUUUCAUGAGAUAAGCAAUAAAAAGAAUAAUUAUAGUAUAAUGGCUAUUUUAGGAAGUCAAAUUAAAAAUUUAAAUGAUGAUAUAUAUAAAGAUAUUGAUACGAAUGAUAUAAUAUUAGCUUUGUCUAAAUUAAAAAAAACAGACGAAGAAAUUUUAAUAAAUGAAAGUCAAAAUAAAAAUUACAUUUUAGAAUUAGCUGAACAAAUUUAUUAUGAAUAUUUUCAAAGAGGCUUAAUAAAAAAUGAUCAUAAUUUUCAUUUAAAUAAUAAUAAGAAGAACUUUAUUCAAAUUAAUCUUGAACUAAUGAAUGAAAUUAAUAGAGAAAUAAAAAAUUAUGAACAUAAAAUUCAUAAUUUACAUUCAUAUUCAGAGAAUGCACAAACAAAAAAUGAUGCACCUAACAAUGAUUUGUUAAUGUAUUAUAAUGAAGAUGUGGAUAAUAAUACUGAUUCGCAUUUGAAUGAUAAUAAUUUUAAUUAUAAUGUGAAGCACAUAAAAUAUAAUGAUCAAAAUAGAAUUUUCUUAAACGAUCAUACACAUAAUAAUAAUAAUAAUAAUAAUAAUAAUCACAAUAAUGAUCAUAAUAAUGAUCUUUUUGAUAGACCAAAUGAAAAUAAUUUUCUUAUGGAAGAAAAUGUUUUGAAAGGAGCACAUCAAGAUAUUCCUAUGAAUAAUGAUUAUGCAAAUUAUAGUCAUAUAAAAAGAGACAGCAUUCAUAACAAUCAUUAUAACAAUUAUAAAAAUAAUAUAUUCUCUGAUCAUAAUGAACUUUUUCAUUACAACAAAGAAGGUACCAAUAGUACUAACUGCAACAGUGUUGAAAAUCUAAACUAUGAUAUUAAUAUCUACAAAAAUAAUAAUAAAAAAAAUAUACAUAUUAAUAAUAAUGUUAAUAGUAAUGAAAAUUUACCUAGGGUUAGUAACCCUAAUGGUAAUAUGCGUAACGAUGGAAGGAGUAGUUAUAGAAAUUUAUCUCAGUUGAAUGAAGAAGAUAAGCAUAUAUUAUAUAAUGAUCCGAUUAAGAUGGAUUAUUUAUUAAAUAGAAAAAUAGAGUAUGAAAAGGUGGAUGAAGUUCAAAAUGCAAGUAAUAAUAAGAGUACGAUUGUGAUGAAUACUCAUAGAAUGAUGAAUAAGUUUGAUAAUAUGAACAAAAUGGAUAAUAUGAAUUAUAUGAAUAAAAUAAAUUCGGGUGUUGUUGACACAUAUGAAGAGAACAUGAAUUAUAAAUAUGACAAGAAUAAAUCAUAUGUGUUUAAUGAAGAAGAAACGUAUGAAAAUAUGAGUAAUAAAAAUAUGAACAAUAUUAUGAAAAAUCCUGGUGUAGAAGAGAAUUUUAAAUAUCAUAUGGACGACAUGGAUAAUGCAAAUAAUAUAAUAAAUGCGGUAAAUUCAGGAGAUGUUCAAGACAAUAUUAUGUAUAAGAAUAAUAAUUCUAGCAAUACCUUAAACAGUGUUCUAGAAAAUAUAGAUAAAGCUGAACAACAAAUAGUCAAGAACCAUUUAAAAAAUUCGUUGGUACAUAAUGAAUAUGUAGCUAAAAGAAUGAGUUCUUUAUUAUUAAAUCCACAAAACGUAGUUGACAAGGAGCCAUAUAAUAAUAUAAGAAAGGCAUAUGAAAAAAAUGGAGUAAUGAAUAGAGAUGAACAAAAAUAUUUUAAUGACGAUAUAUCAUUAAACAAAUAUAGUUCUACGUAUGGACAGAAAAAAAACUUUACUACAGAUACUAAUAAUAGUAGUAGUUUUAUAUUAAGUUCAAUUCACAAGCCUAAUAUGGUCGAUGAAUCAUCAUAUAGUAUAAUGAAUAAUUAUGAAAAUAAAAAGUUUCCUGUUCAAUCAAGAAAUAUGAAUACAAGAGAAAAUUAUUUACAUAAUCAGAAUUCAAAUCAUCAUUCGACAGAACGAAACCACAACAUAAAUAGUAAUAUGAUUAAUCAUAAUAAUCAUAUUAGUAAUACGACACCAUUAAACUUUGAUAACAUGAGUAAUUAUUCGAGAAAUGUCGCAAAAUCAGUUGAAUCUAAUAUGAAUAUAUACACAAAUAAAUAUUCGAGGGCACUAGACAUAAACGAUUUAAAUAGUAACAAUACCAGUAGGAAUUAUGUAAAUAGUUCAAAUAGUUUAAAGAGCGAUCUCACUAUGAUGAGAGAUAACUAUGCAAAAAUGUUAGAAAGAUCCAAAUCAUUGACAUCUCAUUUGCAUAUGGCCCCAAUUAUGCAUAAUAAAUACUUGAAAGCAAAUAUGUAA
Plasmodium gaboni is the source of this 2358-nucleotide messenger RNA. RefSeq lists its product as hypothetical. The record is from RefSeq and is a predicted model, not a curated record. The transcript has a single exon. The coding region runs from base 1 to 2358 and encodes 785 amino acids. Lineage: Eukaryota; Apicomplexa; Aconoidasida; Haemosporida; Plasmodiidae.